UAGAACAGGUUGGCAGCUCCAUACACUUUACAUUUUUUGUUUUGCUUGUAAACAAACAAGCGAAUAUUAAUAAUUUGCAUAAUCUAAUGGGAGGAAAGAGUUAUUAUUGUGACUAUUGCUGUUGUUUUAUGAAGAAUGAUCUCAAUGUGCGAAAAUUACACAACGCGGGCAUCUCACACACCACCGCAAAAGCAACUUACAUGCGUCGCUUUGAAGAUCCGCGCAAGAUGUUGGCUGCGGAGCGCAUGAAAAGGCCGUGUAAACGUUAUUUUGCUGGCUUUUGUAAAUUUCAGCUACUCUGCAAUUUCGGACACUACAGUGAAAAACAGCUAAAGCAGCUGGAAAAAAUUGUGAGUCGAUUAAAAAAUAAACGAUCCAAAAGGAAAAAGAGCUCACACAAAAGAAAAAGUAAUCUGCCGCCGUCCCUUCAAUCCAUGAAUUUGUCCAAACUGAAGAAAACCAAUUAGCAGUUGGACUGGGGCUAAAUUUAAUUAAUAUUAAAUAAUUUUCUAGUUAAAUGAAAUAGCUGAACAAUUGUACAAUUAAA
Drosophila innubila is the source of this 547-nucleotide messenger RNA. RefSeq names its product zinc finger matrin-type protein 5. The record is from RefSeq and is a predicted model, not a curated record. Bases 87 to 467 code for a protein of 126 amino acids. NCBI's taxonomy places the organism in Eukaryota, Metazoa, Arthropoda, Insecta, Diptera, Drosophilidae. Gene Ontology annotation, cellular component: U12-type spliceosomal complex. The transcript is spliced from 3 exons. Gene Ontology annotation, molecular function: zinc ion binding.